Messenger RNA from Drosophila ficusphila, 498 nucleotides. RefSeq lists its product as uncharacterized. The coding region runs from base 73 to 402 and encodes 109 amino acids. The transcript is spliced from 3 exons. NCBI's taxonomy places the organism in Eukaryota, Metazoa, Arthropoda, Insecta, Diptera, Drosophilidae. The record is from RefSeq and is a predicted model, not a curated record.
CUAGAUACCGCAGCAAAAAAACUCAUUAAUUUAUACCAUAUACAAAUUUAAAAUACAACUUUUGGCUGCAUAAUGUUUCGGGGGGCGUACAAGGUUAUAACUUUGGUAACGUCGAGAAAUGUCUUGCCUAAGAAUAUAAGAAGACAGCCAUUUAGCGACCUAUUUGACAAGGGUGGCAGAGGCAGUGGCGGUGUCGAACCUUACCAUGUUAAACUUUUGGAAGUCAACAAGGGAAAAGAGGCAAAGAUCAUAGAACUAACCGCGCAAAUCGAGUCUCUUCAAAUGCAGAUCAAAGCUCUUGAGAAAACCACGUCAGCGGAGGCGAGGGCUGCAAAGGAAGAGCUUAUGGUAGUGCUGAAAGACCUUAAAGACGCCCUCCGGAAAUUAAGAAUGAAUAAAUAAUUUUUUUAAAUAUUUGCUUUUAUUGAUAUCUUCCUAUUUUGGAUAUUGUUUGCAAUUUAUUUUUAACAUAUAAUUAAACCAGCAGUUUUUACAUGA